GCAAAGUUGCUGCUUCUCAACGGCGGGAUUUUUGGAACCGGCGUUGGCCCCUGAGGCCUCAGGUGGAGAGGGGCGCGUUGGGACACACUGUCCCUUGCCCUUUCCCUCCGUGGGCUGAAGCAGACUCCGCAGGAGCGAGGGUCGCGGAGCUGGGUGGCUGAGUCAGCGGAAAUGUCCUUCCCGGCGUGAAGUGUCGGGCUCGGCUGGCGCCUGCGGGAGCGGAGGUCUCCUUACUGGGCCCGUUUGCGUCCGUCGUGAACCCAGCUGUGGUGGAGCGAGAGGGAAUUUGGGAGCGCCAGGGUUUCCUCCGGACUUAACCCUUCGCUGUCAUUUUGGCGGCUGUUUUACUUCAGGGGAUUUCAGUUUCGACGUAGUUUUGGAUCCAGACUUGAAGAAUGAUUCGUGAAGGGAAUGGUUGACAGCGUCAUCACGGCAUUUUAUUGACCAUGGAUUCUUAUGAUGCACCAGAAUCGACUCCUAGACAGUGUGCAUCCUCAAGGCUUAAAGAUUACUUUAUAGGUGCCACCCCUCUGCAAAAACGAUUAGAAUCAGUCAGGAAGCAGACUUCAUUUAUCCCGACUCCACCUCGAAGGAAAAUUCCCCAGUGUUCACAACUUCAGGAAGAUGUUGAUCCUCAAAAGUUUGCAUUCCUUCUGCAUAAACAAUGGACUUUAUAUAGUUUAACUCCCUUAUAUAAAUUCUCCUAUACUAAUUUCAAAGAGUAUUCUAAACUUCUGAAUGCAUUUAUUGCUGCUGAAAAGCAAAAAGGACUUGCUGUGGAAGUGGGAGACGACUUCAACAUCAAAGUGAUUUUCUCUACUCUCCUGGGAAUGAAAGGAACACAGAGAGACCCUGAAGCAUUUCUUGUCCAGAUUCUGUCAAAAUCUCAAUUGCCAUCUGAGCACAGAGAAGGUAAAGUGUUGUGGACUGGUUGGUUCUGCUGUAUAUUUGGAGACAGUCUUCUGGAGACUGUUUCAGAAGAUUUCACCUGUCUACCCUUAUUCCUUGCAAAUGGUGCAGAGACUAAUACAGCCAUAAUUGGAACCUGGUUUCAGAAAACUUUUGACUGUUAUUUCCGUCCCUUAGCAAUCAAUGCGUUUAAUCUUUCUUGGAUGGCUGCUAUGUGGACUGCAUGCAAAAUGGACCAUUAUAUGGCUACUACUGAAUUUCUUUGGUCUGUACCCUGUAGCCCUCAAAGUCUGGAUAUUUCUUAUGCCAUACAUCCAGAAGAUGCAAAAGCUUUGUGGGACAGUGUUCACAAAACACCUGGGGAAGUUACCCAGGAGGAAGUUGACUUAUUCAUGGACUGCCUGUAUUCACAUUUCCAUAGACAUUUCAAAAUUCAUUUAUCAGCCACAAGAUUGGUUCGUGUUUCAACAUCUGUAGCUUCAGCACAUACUGAUGGAAAAAUAAAGAUUUUGUGUCAUAAAUACCUUAUUGGAGUGUUGGCAUAUUUGACAGAACUGGCAAUUUUUCAAAUUGAGUGAGGCCUUGUGGGGACUAUAAGUUAUGGAUUAUAUACCUUUUUCUCAUUGACUAUCUGCCUAAUUGCUAUGCUGAGGGGGACUGCAGGAGAAAUGGGCAUCUGUACAUCUGUUUUCCUCACAGUGCCUUGGAGUUACCCAGAUGAAAGCCAAGAAGGAUCUAGAAGAACAAAGAAGGUGGUAGUGGAUGAACCACAGCCAGGUGCUCGUGUAAUAUAGUCCUGGUCAUCUGGGAUGCCAGUCUGUAGAAUAUGCCGAGUUAUUAAUUUGUUGGCCAUCUUUCUAAAAAUAUAUAUAAUGUUUUAUUAUGUGAAAAUUUUUAGGAUUCAAAUGAGAUACCUCUAAUAUUGAAUAUUUCUGAUUUGCAUCUUUAAAACCUUUAAUCCCUAAUUUUAAGCAUUUUAGACUUGUAGUCAGAGAGAAUUUCUAUGUUCUAUAGACAUUUUCCUAGCAUCAUUUUGCUGUAGAGAACCAGCAAUCAAAAUCCUCCCCAAAGGAAACUAAAGUUACUAUACAUUUUUUAAGCCACUAAUAUGCUUCUGUUUUUAAUGCUGUUUAAUUCUUAUUGCAGUAUUGAAUUAAAUAUUCACUUUUAAAAGGAAGCCUUGUGUUUAUCAGUGUUUUGGUGACAGAUCUUUAAUAAAUAUCUCAGGAAUGGGAAGUCAUAGGCUUUUUCUCUAGCACAAAGGUUACUCAACAACUGUAUGGAAUCAUACAAAUCAUAGAGUUGAAAGGCAGCUGUGAAUCUUUUUUGAGGGCAGGAAUUAUAUUAUGUAAUUUUCAUGUCCCUAAUUUUGUUUUAGCACAGUGCUUGCUAAAUAUCUGUAGAUUAAGUGAAUUAAUUUUAACCAACUCUUACAUUUUUGCAGGUGAAAACUACAAAAUUGCACAACUUAGAUGUGCACAAGAUGUUAUAUCUAAAACUCUUCUUUUUACUCACCGAGCAGAGGAAGAUUUUGUUUUACUUUAGAAACAAUGUUUUUUAAAAUCUUCUUUGAAAGAAAAUAACUAUAAUAGGCUGUGAUUCAAAAACAAGGACUAACUUCUGGAAUGGGGUAUUAUUUCACAUAUACUAGGCACAGCAGAAGUAGUGAAAAAAGCAUGGGCUUUGGAAUCAGCCAUUGGAAUGGACAUUCAUUGUCCUUUGGAAUCAGACAUUCAUUCAUUCAACUAAAAUUAAGCUCCCACUGUCUACUCAGAAUUGUAUUGGGUAAAAAGAGAUAUAGUAGUGAAGAUAAAAAAGAUCCUUGUCUUGUGGAAAUUAUAUUCUAGUAGAGGAAGGCAAAAGAUAAAUAAUUUCAGAUGGAGAUAAAUGCUAUAAAUAAGGCAGUGCAGUAUGAAAAAGGGUGACUGGGAUAGUGCCUACUUUAUAUACAGUUGUCAAAGAAGGUCUCUUUGAGGAAGUGACAUUUGAGCUGAGUCCUGAAUGAUGAGAGGGAACCAGCUGUUUGAAGAUCUGAGGAAGCAUGUGCUAGGCAGGUGAAACUGCAAGAGCAAAGGCCUUGAGAUAGGCAAGAGCAAGCUCUUAUUUGAAGAGUAAAGGAAGUCUGUGUGGCUGGAGCAUGGUAAGGGUGGAGUAGUAUGAGAUGAAACUAAAGAGAUUGUGCAGGGACUUCCCUCAUGGUCCAGUGGCUGAGACUCUGUGCUUCCAUUGCAGGGUCGUGGGUUCGAUCCCUGGUGAGGGAACGAAGAUCCCACAUGCCAUGUGGCCAAAAUAAUAGUAAGUAAAUAAAUAAAAUUAAAUUAAAAAAAAAGACUGUGCAGCAGAGACUUCUUCCAUCGUGAUAAGUCUCCCAAUUUCUGGCUGGGCGUGUGGUUGCCCAGAAUAAAGAUGACAUUUUCUAGCAUUUCUCAUAGGUAGGUAUAGUCAUAUGACUAAGUUCUGACCCAAUGGCAUAAAAAUGCCAGUGUCAUGUAGAGCUUCUAGAAAUCUUGUUAAUAAACAGUAGGCCUUUACCCCUUGCCCUUAUUCUUCUUCCAAUUUUGCUGUUUGGAACACAUAAAAUGACUGGUACUCUAGUUGCUCUUUUAGGUCACUGGGAUAAGGGUCAGGUCCUAGGGACAGCAGAGCAUGGCCUGGAAGGAGUUUGUGCCCUGAGGACUUCUUGAAGCUGAACUCCAGUGCCAACCGGGAUGUUCUUCCUCCAGACUUAUGUAUCAGAGAUGUAAACUUCUAUCUUGUUUAAGCUAUUGUUACUUUGGUUCUCUUGCUCAUAGUCAAACCUAAUGCUAACUGAUACAGAGAGGAAGAAUCCACAUCAUCUAAGUUUUUACAGGUACUAUGAAGAGACUGGAUUUUAUUCUAAAUGCAAUGGGGAACCACUGAAGUUUUAUGCAGAAGAGUUAUAUGAUCCAAUUUGUAUCUUACAAGAUUUUAUAAGAUAUGAUGGAGAAUGAGUUGUAGAUGGACAAGAGUGGAAAAGGGAAAACAGGUAAAAUGUUGUUAGAAAUGGUACAACCUCAUGGAGAAGUUAGCAAUAUCUAACAAAAUUAUGUGUGAUUUACCCUUUGACUAGUAAUCCCACUUCUGGGAUUCUAUCCCCAAAAUUCACUAGCAAAAAUAUAAAGUGAAGCAGAAACGAGGCUAUUUAUUCCAACAGUAUUUGUAAUAGCAAGACUAAAAACAAUCCAAAUGCUCAUCAGAGAGGGAUUGGUUGAAUAAAUUAUGGUAUAGCUGCACAGUGAACUACUACUGUGUAAUUAUAAAAGGGUUUGAGGAAGAUAUAUAAUAUUGCCAUGGAGUUCUCUCUAGGAUAUAUUGUUAUGUGAAAGAGCAAGAUGAGGAUAGAGUGUAUAGUAUGCUAUCUUUUAUGGAAGGAAUGGGGGUGGAAUAUGAGUAUGUGUGUAUAUUUCCCUACAAAAACAAUGGAAGGAUAAACCAAAAACUAGUAAAAGUGAUUGCUAAUGGAAUGAUGGGAACCAACUGUGUAGAGGGGACAGGAAUGAAAGUUAGGACUCACCUGAAUGUUCCUUGUUUAUAGUUUGGAACCAUAUAAGUGUUUUAUGUAAUUAUGAAACAAAAUUAGAUCAAAAAGAAAAAGCAAUCCUUAAAAACUGAAAACAAAUGAACCUAACUAUAUUAUGUUCAGACCAUAAUCACACAAAGAAUCGUUUUUAGUAUCUCUAAAUCCUUGUAUUUUGACUGUAUAUCAUCAGUGGGCUAUAUCCUAGGAAAAGAAGAGCAGCAAAGGAAUCUUAAAUUGCAUUAAGUUAUCUUAUUUUUAAUAAUAUUGGUAUUGUUAUUUUACCACUUUUCAUAACAGGAUAAAAUAUAUGUGACUAUAACAAUGUUAGAAACCAAGAUUUCUAACAUUGUAAGAGAAAAAUACAAUUAUAAAAUCAAGUAAGUUAAGUAGAAACUCUGUAAUAUUAACUUUGAAUUGGAAAUAUCGGAAUGAACUCAUUUAUUUUUGAAAUGCAAAUUUUAAUUUUGAUGAAGCCCAAUCUGUCAAAUUUUUCCUUUUGUUUCUUGU
Molecule: messenger RNA, 4957 nt
Organism: Aethalodelphis obliquidens (Pacific white-sided dolphin)
Lineage: Eukaryota; Metazoa; Chordata; Mammalia; Artiodactyla; Delphinidae
Gene: CENPL
Product: centromere protein L
Exons: 5
Coding region: 447-1487 (346 amino acids)
Source: RefSeq, a predicted model, not a curated record